AUGUGGUUCCUCCUACUGCUCUGGUAUGCAUCAGCCCCACACCUGUCCUCCACUCAAGCGCUGGACAGGUUGAUCCUGCAGGGUGGGGAUGGUCCAUGUGAGGGCUAUGUUGAAGUCUUCCAUGGUGGGAAAUGGGGUAUUGUUGGUGACCAGAAAUGGCAGUCGGAAAAUGAGAAGGUGAUCUGCAAGAGCAUCGACUGUGGGACACCCGUAAGCUCUAAAGACAUUCUGUUGAAAAAGGUUCGGCCUAUCACAUGGAUGAACGAGGUGAAAUGCAAUGGAAAUGAGGAGUAUCUAUGGAACUGCAUGUUCCCAGGGUGGAAUAUAAGUUCUUAUAACAAGGAUACAGUAAAAAAAAUCACAUGUUCGGAUAAGAUUCAGCUUUAUGUUGAGAGUUUGACUGGGUCCAGAUGUGCUGGAACUCUCAAGUACAAAAUAACCUCAAUGGAGCCCAACAAAGUGGGCUACUUUUGUAAUCCGAAUUGGGAUAAAAAGCAGGCUGAUCUUGUGUGUGAACAUCUCAAAUGUGGCCAAUCUAAGGGUCUCCCAGCAGCCGGAAUGUUCUCACAAAUUGAGAAUCUUGAUGACUUCAAAACUAUACAGUGCAGCAACGUAGAGCAUCAGAAACAUAUCUGGCAAUGUAUCACCAAGCCUAACGUGAUGUGUACAGGACCUGUCUCCGUGAUCUGCUCAGAUCAUCACAACUUUCGUCUUCAAGGUGGAAGCAAUGUCUGUUCUGGACAGUUGGAAGUGGAAGAGGACGAAGGUGUUUGGAAACCUGUAUGCCAAAGCCAAUACAAGCUGAACAAAUCAAGGGAUGAUCUGUGCUCACACAUGCGGUGUGGCAAAAGUCACAGUCAGGAAAACCUGGUCUGUGACAGUUCCAAAAACAUCUCACUGGAUUGUACAGACAAAGUCAACAUAUCCCUGUUGAAAGAUGACCAAAGCCAGAAUGUCAAUCAUUGUUUUGGGUCAGUACACUUCAACCGCUCUGGCACCCUGGAGGCUGUGUGUUCUACUAGUUGGGAUGAGAAGGAUGGACGGGUCGUGUGCCGAGAGUUGGGUUGUGGAGAGGUUGUGUCAGUCAGCUCUGGGAGUAAACUCCAGAAAGGUGGAAUGCAUGACCAUGUAGAUUGCAAAGACUCUGAGGCUUCACUGUGGCACUGUCUGGCCAAGCAUUAUAACACCGCAACCUCAUGCAGGAAAGCCAGUGUCAUCUGCUCAGGUAGUGUGAAAGUGCGUUUGUCAGAUGGCCCUGGGAGGUGUGCUGGAAGAGUAGAGAUUCAGCAUGAAGGGGUGUGGAAGAGCGUCCGUAAAAGCAACUGGAAUGAUCAAAACUCUAGAGUGAUCUGCAAUCAACUGAUUUGUGGUGAUGCUUUGGCUGAUACUGAUUCCUUCAUUCAAGGAACGAGUCAAGUAUUGAACAAUGAGGUGACCUGUACUAGUGACUCUAAAUCUAUCUCUAACUGUAUCAAGCCAACCAACAAACGGCAACAACAGGAUAAAAACAAGAUGUUAAUCUGCCAAGAGCAUGCGGUGGUGUUUCUGAUGGGGGACUGCUCUGGCAAGGUGGGCAUAGAGCAAGCUGGGAAGACUUACUGGCUGUCUGGGUCUAACGCCACUUUUGAUCAUCAAACUGCCAUGGUGGUGUGUCAACAGAUGGACUGUGGGAAUGCUACCUCAUUUACCUUUGAAUCCACUAGUGGAACCACUGAUUUGUGGAAAUACUCUUACAACUGCCUGGAAAGGGAAGAAUCCCUUUUUGACUGCGAGCAGAGUGAGCGUCUGUCAAACCACAGUAUAGUAGUCUCUGUCGUCUGCUCAGGUAGUAAAAAAGUAAGCCUGAAAGUUGACACUAAAGACGAGGGGAAAUGCUGGGGAAAGGUGGAUGUGUGCCUCAACGGAGUGUGUGGAGGUGUUUGUGAGGAUGCCUGGACGGAUAAUAACUCCGACAUGUUGUGUAAAGACUUGGAUUGUGGAUCAGCCAUCUAUCCUCUGUCCUACCUGAGAAAAUCACAAUCAGCUUUAGACAAAAUCACCAUCAGCAGUGUGCACAGUACCCAGCAGACAACGAACAUCAGUCAGUGUAACAUGGUGAAAAACGUUGACCAGUCUUACUGUAAGGACAAGCCAGCCUACGUGGUUUGCUCAGGGAGUGUCAAGGCAAAGCUAAUGGAGCAUAGAGAGAGAUGCUCGGGCAACGUACAGAUGUUCUACCAAGGAAAUUGGCACCCUGUCUGUGAGACUGCCCUAAAGAACAAAGAUGUCCAAAACACUAUCUGCCGAGAGCAGGGUUGUGGACAUGGUGUCAAACCUCUCUUGUUCUUUGGCCCUUCAUCUGCAAACAGUGGUGCUGUUGUGUCAGGCCUCACCUGUAGUGCAAACAGCAAUUCUUCGGCAGAGUGCACAGCUAAGACCAACAGCCAACAAUGUCGUCUCGGUGGUCUCCAAUGCUCUGAAUGGAGGAGAAUGGUGUUGAAGCUAGGGAAAGGGGCUUGUGAAGGGUACGUGUUUGUAUACAGUGAAGCAGACAGUCGGCCUGUCAGCAGCGAUGGUUGGACUGAGACAGAGAGCAAGGUUUUGUGCAAAGACUUGGGCUGUGGAGCCUACAUCAAACAUGCUGUUAAGGAAAAGGCAGAUUAUGAUCUCUUGUGGGGGAAGAAGUACAGCUGUGAAGGGGUGACAAAAAGCAUCUGGGACUGUGAACUUAACGACAGGCCCUCUCAAAACCAGUCGAUCUACUUACAGUGCCAAGAUGAUCUCACAGCAAGCCUGGGAGAAACAGGUAACUGCUAUGGGCAGGUGAGGUUAAAUAACUUGCCAGUGUGUUAUGAUAACUGGGAUGACAGUCACUCCAAAAUAGCAUGUCAAGAGAAGCAUUGUAGCAACAGCAUCUCAUUCGAAAAAAUCAACAGAGGAAGUGGAGGUGAUGCACAUUUCGUCAGCUGCAUUGGCUCGGAGUCCAAUCUCGGGCAGUGCAAAACAAAAAGAGGAAAGUGUGGUAGUGGAUUGGUUUCUGUGUCCUGUGCAGGUGGAGUGAAAUUUAAUUCAACUCAGAAAUGUGGAGGGAAAAUUAAGAUACUUUAUCGAGGCACCUGGGAGUCGGUAUGUCUACCGAAUAUGGUCUCACACGGAGGUGAUUUACUUUGCGAGGAGCUAGGAUGUGGCUAUCCUCAACCUCUCCUACGGGAACAGAUUGAACAGUCAGAAGAGGAAAAAGAAGGAGAAAUAAUACUAGAGACAUCUCUCGAUUGUUCAGAGGAAAAUCACAACUUACAGAACUGCGUCAUCAAGAAGAAUGAAUGUAAAAAACCUGGUGUAAUCUACUGUAAAGGUUAUCCAAUCAAAGUGCCCAUUCCCCCGAUCCCCAUCAACUUGUAUGUUGGUCUUUCCCUCGGACUGUUGUCUCUGGUCAUGGUCGUUGCCCUCUGUCUCUUCCUGCGGAGACGAUUUGUAACCAGGUUCAAGUCGAGAUUCUCAAUGAGAAAAGAGUCUGCUUUUGAGAGUGGAGACUAUGAUGACGUAGAGACCAACGGAAGUGAACUAUUCGGACCAAUGGAAAUGAGAGAUUUGAAAUGCCACGAAUCAGAGAGUGGCGGAGACAAGGAGAAUGGCCGGCGAAGUGCUGCGUCUUCCCUGUCUUAUGACGACAUUACUGAGGAGGUCCCAGCGCAACCAUUAUCCAGUAGAGAAGAUGGAACCAGUAGCCCAGGCCCAGGUGCUGGACCUUCUGCUACCCACGAACAUGUUACCUACGAGGUGGAGGAAGAUCAACAGGAGAGCUACGAUGAUGUGGUGUCAAUGAUCACGCCAGCUGAGAUCAGAGAGGAGAUUGCAGAGGUCCAUGAGAGACCCAAGGGCCUGGCGAUCCAUGAUGACGAGGAUUACCUGGAGCCUGAUGGCUAGAAGUGAGCAACAUGGAGGCUUGACAUGAUCUGUUGUCUAACAGAACUAUGAGAGGUGAUUAUGGUGUGUUGAUGAUAUGGUUUAAAUUGGCACUAUGCAUCAUUGAAUGAUAUACAUAAUUGUUUCUACUUUAUGAAGGAAUUAGCCAGUAAUUAAAUAACUUUAAUCAUGUCAUGUAAAAUUACUACUUUAUGGUUGAUUGAAUUUGACAAAAUAGAAAAAACACAUAUUACCACAUCAAAUGUCAUCUGAAGGGUAUUAAAUCACCCAGUAUGUCUCUCAAUUUGAUUGUCUCAUGGGUCUUUAGGAUCCCAAAGUUGGAGGGGAAAAGCUGCCUGUGUAAAAAAACUCACAUUCCUUCAUAUAAUAUCGGUAUUUCUUUUUCAUAUAUAAAGAUACAAUUAUUCAAAUUUCUUGACUUUUUUUUGUCUAACAUUUGAUAUUGCUUAAAAAAAAAUCAGUUUUUGAUUAGUUUGUUGUGCCAUGGCCUGUAAAACAGAACGGAUUGACACAGAGUCAAUAGUGCCUGUCUCACCACAACACAUGUUUUCAUGAAACAUGAUCUUGAAAUGUGAUGUUUCCUUCCAUGAAGACCUGCAAAAUGAACUGCUUUUAGUGUAUGCAGCAAAGAUCAUCGCCAACAGCUGUUUUUCAAUCUUUUUUAUUCCACUUUUUUUUUUUUACUACUUUUACCAUUUAUAAAAGUAACAUUUUAAACAUUUGUAUUUUUAAUUGCAAUAGCAUUGUGCAAAAAAUCAUGUUUUUAUUCUUAUCUUCAACUUCUCAGUAAAAGGUUUCUGAAAGUCAUUUUUAUGAUCUUACAUCAAUAAUAGUAUUUUUUUUCCUUUAGAAGUUGUUUGAUGUUAAGGUUUAUAAAGUAUGAAUGUAGUAGUUAAGAGCUUCUCUGUCUUUUAUUAGUUUAAACAUGUUUGUUUAGUGUUUUGUUUUAUCUAUCAUGUUUGGGAUUUGGUGGCUGGAAUUUAAGAAUAUUAUCAAUAGGGGAAAAAAUGUAAUAUUUAGUGUAAAGUUAAAAUCAGUCGACUUAAACUUAAAAAAUGUAAACAUUUGACAUGAUGAUGAGAUAAAAUGUAAAGUAUAAAAUAUAUAAUUAAGAAUGCUGGCCCUGAUUAUGUGAUUAAAGUGUCCGAUUGUUUUUAUUAUGUAAUUCACAAAUGAAAAUGCACUGCUAUAAUAACA
This is a messenger RNA of Salvelinus fontinalis (brook trout), 5103 nucleotides long. RefSeq names its product antigen WC1.1. Bases 1 to 3906 code for a protein of 1301 amino acids. Gene Ontology annotation, cellular component: membrane. NCBI's taxonomy places the organism in Eukaryota, Metazoa, Chordata, Actinopteri, Salmoniformes, Salmonidae. The transcript has 17 exons. The record is from RefSeq and is a predicted model, not a curated record.